AUGGAGGUGGACUCAGAGAACAAUCUCCAAAGAAAACAAUCAUUCUACCAAUCCACGGAUGAGAGCUUUGAGAUACAGAAGGAGAUGUAUAGGGGUCAACAGUACAGCCAGAUAUACUUUGCUCGACUUCACUUGAUGAGAACUCUACUAUACUCUCUCCUUCCUCAUUGGAAACCCCAUGUGCCUGUCUGCACAGUUCUUGGACUGGAAGAAAGCAAGGAAUGCAUUAUUGUCGGAACCCUCUACAAGCACAUGAAGCUUAAACCUUCCAUUCUUGAUGAAUACUCUAAGGAGAGAUCUUCAACUCCGCUUGUAAAACCUCAUAAUUUUGUGCACGCGGAUGAUCAAUUGGUUUUGGAAGAUGAGAGUGGACGAGUUAAACUCCGUGGCGCUAUGCUUAUAUCUUCUGUAUAUGUAACAGGGAUUGUGGUUGCGUUGCAUGCAAAGGAAACUGUUGGUGGUGAUUUUAUGGUCGAAGAUGUCCUAGAAGCUGGCCUACCUCAUCAGGAAGAGCUGCCCCGUAAUUCAGGAGAAGACAAAUAUGUUGUUUUUGUAUCAGGGUUGAGUGUUGGGAGCAGCUCUUCUGACCCUCUCCAAUUUCAGCUUCUUGUAGAUCACAUAACAGGACAUCUGGGAGAUGAGAAGGAACAAAGUGUUGCAGCUCAAAUAGUUCAAGUCGUAAUUGCUGGGAAUUCUGUUGAAGUUCCUCGUGGACUUCUUAAUGGUCAGAAUUUGGCUUCAAAGGAUCAGUCUAGACUGUCUGAACCAAUUAAAGAGCUGGAUAUCUUGUUAGCUCAGAUUGCUGCAAGUGUACCCGUGGAUAUCAUGCCAGGACCCAAGGACCCGGCAAAUUUCUCCUUGCCACAGCAGCCUUUGCAUAGAUGCCUAUUCCCUGGGUCAGCAGCUUAUAACAUUUUUAGGUCUUGCACUAAUCCUCACUCCUUUGAGCUUGAUGAUGUCAGAUUUCUUGGGACAUCAGGUCAGAACAUUGAUGACCUUGAGAAGUAUUCAGAAGCAAAUGAUAAGCUUGAAUUUUUGGAAAGGACAUUGAGAUGGAGGCAUCUAGCACCAACAGCACCAAAUACCCUCGGAUGUUAUCCUUUCACUGAUAAGGAUCCUUUCUUCAUUGAGAUCUGUCCUCAUGUUUAUUUUGUUGGUAAUCAGGACAAAUAUGAGACUCGCUUAAUAAAAGGAUCAGAGGGCCAACUAGUAAGGCUCAUUUGCAUUCCAAGAUUUGGUGAGACAGGAGUUGCUGUGGUGUUGAAUACAAGAAAUCUUGAAUGCCAUGCGCUCAGUUUUGGAACUCAAUUUGGCACAUAACUACAAGCCAUCUUUGUGGGGAUUCACUCGGAGGAAGCCGGAGAGAUGCAACUUCCGGUGGAUGGCUGCCAAUGCCCUUUCAAUUCCAGGGCUAUUUAUACGAAUGGCUUCAAUUUUCAUGGGCAAACAGCUAACUAACUUGGGCUUGUAAAUCGCAAUCCAACUUGAAAUAUUUAGUGUUUGAUAGAGAUUUCAAGUUGGUUAAUACUUGGAUAUUCGAGAUUCAAGCUAAAUUAGUGAAUUUGUACUCGAGUUUCCGUCUGAAUUUAGUAACCCAGAAGCAACCUUGAAUUUUAGCUUUCAUGGUGUAAGCCGAGAAUUU
Ilex paraguariensis (yerba mate) is the source of this 1642-nucleotide messenger RNA. The record is from the annotation of a GenBank genome assembly. Lineage: Eukaryota; Viridiplantae; Streptophyta; Magnoliopsida; Aquifoliales; Aquifoliaceae.